Formica exsecta is the source of this 1326-nucleotide messenger RNA. Its product is annotated as low choriolytic enzyme-like. Gene Ontology annotation, molecular function: zinc ion binding; metalloendopeptidase activity. Gene Ontology annotation, biological process: proteolysis. The record is from RefSeq and is a predicted model, not a curated record. The transcript has 4 exons. Lineage: Eukaryota; Metazoa; Arthropoda; Insecta; Hymenoptera; Formicidae. The coding region runs from base 100 to 1035 and encodes 311 amino acids.
CGGCCGGGAUACGAUAUCCGAGUGGAUUGUGUCACUGCAUUCGCACCUGUCGUUAUAUUAUACGAUUGCAAGUGAAUCGGUUACCUGAUUUAAUCGAUCAUGUCGAGUCGACUGUCAGCCACCCUCGCGUGGACGCUCAUCCUCUUGACCAUGUCGAUCGACGUUGACGCGUGGCCAUUGACGUUUCGUCGUCGGGACGUCUUCGACAACGUCGUGGACGGUCCUGACGGAUUGAUCGCUCAUCUCCGAAAUUUCGGCAGAUCCCUUUACGGGUUCCCUAACAACGAAACCGGACGGAGGGUGGCGCAGUGGCAUAAGGAUAUGGACGUGAAUCCCGAAGAGUUGGGCGAAUAUGUGGAAGGAGACAUCCUAUUUCCGCCGAUCACCGGAAGAAACGGUCUCGCUGCGGUCUCCGCUCGAUGGCCCAAUGGCAUUAUUCCCUUUGUCAUCAGUCCUUAUUUCAAUGCACAGCAGCAAAAAGCCAUAUACGAUGCAAUGGACGAUUAUCACAAGUACACAUGUAUCAGAUUCAAGCCGUAUACGGGCGAGGAAAACGAUUACAUCAGAAUUACGGCCGGCAACAGCGGAUGCUGGAGCAGCGUGGGCAGGAUUGGUGGCCGUCAGGACGUGAAUCUUCAGGUUCCCGGUUGUCUGACGCAAAAGGGCACCGUGAUACAUGAAUUAAUGCACGCUGUCGGCUUUUUGCACGAACACAGCAGAUAUGAGCGAGAUGACUAUGUGGACAUUCUGUGGCAGAAUAUUUCGCCAGGUCACACGCAUAAUUUCAAUAAGGCCCCGGCGGAGGUUACUAACGCUUUCGGUGUCGGUUACGAUUAUAGCAGCGUGAUGCACUAUUCGUCGACAGCCUUCUCCAAGAAUAAUCAAUUAAAAACCAUCGUGCCCAAAAGUAAUACCAGAGAGAAACUCGGUCAAAGGGAAGGUUUCAGUAAGAAGGACAUUCUGAAGAUCCGGAGAAUGUACAAAUGCGGUAGUAAAAGCGAUGACUUUUAUAAUACUUUUGUCAAAGAUUAUUAGGGCGUCUUUAAUAUAAUAUUUAGAGAGACGCCUAAAAACGUUGCAGUCAUUAACAAAAAAUUUCUAAUUAUAAAUAGUUAAGAAUAUUUGCAUAAAAAGAAAAGAAAAAAAAAAACAUCUAGUCUUACGUAUAAAAUACGCAAUUUCCUAAAAAGAGAGAUAUCGAUAAAUGUAUGUGUGCGUGUAAUCAGUAUUAUUUGUUAAUGUAGUCAUUAGCAUAAAUUAUAAUAUUACGAAUGUAUCCACAUUCUCUUUAAGAGUUACAUAUUAUAUAAUAUCUAUAUGAUUAUC